CAUUGUACAAUAGAAAACAAUAUUUAAUUUUCUGACGAAGAUUUAGGUUUAUCUAACUGUAUAUCAUUACUUAUAUUCUACCGUUUUUUUUAGAUUACUUCUGGAAGAGCUAUUCGAAUAUAUCGAUCGUCUGCAGAUUGAGGGUUCUAAGCCGGUUUCAUGUGAAAAUUCUUUAAAACUGGAGGAAGAGGCAGCAUUUUCGCGACGGCCUAUGUAUUCCGCCGAAGAGAUGAAACGUAGUCUGAGCAAAGCGCGAGCUGUUGCUUUCAACGAAAUCAUUGACGUGAAUGGUUUGUUGAAUGUCACGGCUAUUAAAUCUGGCUACAGUAUUGGUACCUGCAACUGGCUAAUCACCACUGACUACCACAAGGCGAUCGAUUUGGCGCCAAUGAUGUCCCCUGAUGUCGUCAUAGUAAGCUGUAUAAGUCAAUUUCCCCAUAGACAUCCUGACGAAACUCUCACGGAAUUCGCCAAAAUCAUCGAGAAAGUGUUGCGUUCAGGAGGCAAUGUCCUUGUGCCUUGUUCUCCUACAGGUCUGAUUUACGACCUCAUCGAGUUCCUCUCGAUUACACUGGCAAACGACGGACUAUCUAAAACAUCUAUGUAUUGCGUGUCUAGCGUCGUCGACACAUGUUUUGCGUUUGCAAACAUAUACCCAGAAUGCCUAGUCGAAAGCAAGGAGCAGAAAGUGUUCGUGCCGGAAGAGCCAUUUCUUCAUGGAUCGUUGAACAAAAAUGGUGAUCUGAAGUACUACACGUCGCUUCACGAGCGCUUACACAGCGAGUUUGAACCUCCAGCGGUGGUUUUCGCAUCACAUCCGUCUUUGAGAAUGGGCGACUCAGUUCAUUUUAUGGAGUUUUUUAACACAGAUCCCAAAAAUGCUGUCGUAAUCGUUGGUAAUUUUGCAGAGACUUUUGACGACUUUGAUUAUUGUGUCACUUCUAGAACCAAGUUUCUGCGAUGAUA
Soboliphyme baturini is the source of this 966-nucleotide messenger RNA. The record is from the annotation of a GenBank genome assembly. NCBI's taxonomy places the organism in Eukaryota, Metazoa, Nematoda, Enoplea, Dioctophymatida, Soboliphymatidae.